Molecule: messenger RNA, 1431 nt
Organism: Capronia epimyces CBS 606.96
Lineage: Eukaryota; Fungi; Ascomycota; Eurotiomycetes; Chaetothyriales; Herpotrichiellaceae
Exons: 2
Coding region: 1-1431 (476 amino acids)
Molecular function (GO): hydrolase activity, acting on carbon-nitrogen (but not peptide) bonds, in linear amidines
Source: RefSeq, a predicted model, not a curated record
AUGCGCAUUCCCAGCUCGAUGAAGCCGAAGACGAUGAAUCCAAUCCGGUCCACCUUUGCAGUCUUCCACCACACCCUUGUGGCGUCGUCCAGCCAUGCUUCCAGAGGGUACAUCAGAAGACAAUGCCACCCAGGCCUUCUUCCAGUCCGGUCCUUCACCGCGAAGACACGACUCUACUCUGCUUCGACCCUGACCGUCAACCAGCAGAGGCUAUGGGACACUCUGCACCACACCGCACAGUGGGGUGGUACACCUGAAGGCGGGGUCCGACGCCUGACUCUCACCCAAGAAGACAAGGCCGUCCGCGACUGGUUCGUCGACACGGUGCAGCAGUACGGGGCGACGGUCAAGAUCGAUGAAAUGGGCAAUCUCUUCGCCGUCCGACCGGGCCAAAACAACGACAUUGCUCCGAUCGGAAUCGGAUCCCAUCUGGACACACAGCCCGCCGGCGGCCGGUACGACGGCAUCCUAGGGGUCCAAGCAGGGAUCGAGGUCUUGAAAGUCUUGCACGAGAACGAGUACACCACCUAUGCCCCGAUCGCAGUAAUAAACUGGACGAACGAAGAAGGUGCCCGUUUCAACACGGGCAUGUUAUCCAGUGCCGUGUGGGCAGGUAAAGUGUCGUUGGAAGACGCGUACAACCACAUCGACUCGGACGGCUUGCGUUUCCAAGACGAACUCACCAAUAUCGGAUACCUUGGCCCUGUCAAGGCCACUCACACAGCAAACCCGCUCUCAGCCCAUUUCGAAUACCAUAUCGAACAAGGGCCCUUGCUGGAGGACGAGUCCAAAUCCGUCGGCGUAGUGACCGGAGUCCAGGGAAUGACUUGGCUUAUGGUGACUGUGAACGGGCGAUGCCAGCACUGUGGCACCACGCCGAUCGAUCGACGAGCCGACGCUCUCCUUGCGGCAGCGCAGAUGAUUUCACGAAUCAAUACCAUUGCUUGGGAAAAUAAGGGCGUGACCACCGUUGGGGUCAUCAAUUCUGAACCGCAGUCCCCUGGCACGAUCCCCGGAACAGUCACGUUCAGCGUCGACAUCGAACACCUUUCCAACGACAUUUUGGACAGCAUGGCCCAGAUCGUGCAGGAAGAAUGCGCUUCUAUUGCGGGAAGCAACAGCUGCACGGUCGAUAUCAAGCAGAUCUGGAGGAGUGCCGCCGUACAGUUUAACAAGGACUGUAUCGACGCCGUGCGAUCAUCUGCCAUUGAGCUCGUGGGAAAGGAUGGGUACCGAGAACUACCCGCUGGGGCGGGUCAUGAUAGCGUCAAUACUUCGUAUAUCUGUCCCACGUCCAUGGUGUUUAUUCCAUCGAGGAAUGGGAUAUCGCACCACCCGAGCGAGUAUUCGACGCCUGAGCACUGUGCAUUGGGGGCGCAAGUCUUGUUGAAUGCUGUCCUGCGAUUCGACCAGGGUCUGAGGGGCCAUUGA